Messenger RNA from Homarus americanus (American lobster), 1098 nucleotides. RefSeq names its product HEAT repeat-containing protein 3-like. Gene Ontology annotation, biological process: protein import into nucleus; ribosomal large subunit biogenesis. The record is from RefSeq and is a predicted model, not a curated record. Lineage: Eukaryota; Metazoa; Arthropoda; Malacostraca; Decapoda; Nephropidae.
UGGCGGCCCCCAUGGUAGGCACCGGGGGGAUGUGGACAUAGUGUGACGUUACUUGUGAACCAGGCCGUAAAUUCAUUUUGUAAACUCUUUAUUUGAUUAAUAAGACAACCACAAUGGGUAAAAUGAAGCAUCGGCGGCAGCGUGGGGCACGGUACAACCCCAUUGGAGUGUCAAAUAACGGCGCCGCCACGAUAGAUGAGCCAGGUCUCAGUAGCAGCCCGACCGCUGGUCUCAGACUGGUGGGGGAGAAGCUCUCAAGUACAGUGGUGGAGGAACGUAUCAGUGGUCUCAACACCCUUGCUUCCUUUGCUUUGGAGGAAGAGACUCUUUCUGCCAUUAUGAGCAGCAUGAUAGUCGGAAAAGUGGCCGCUCUUUUGAAAGAUCCAAGUACAGAGGUUAGACUAGUUGCUGCAGGUGCUCUGAGAAACAUUAGUGCUGGUGGAUCAGAUGAGGUUGUUGAAGAAAUGGUGCAACAAGAUGUGUUGUCACCUUUAGCCGAGUUGCUUCAAGAAUACCGGGAAGCCUGGACACCCUCAACCACAGAUCUUGGGGAACCUGCAGCAAGGGAUGUUGACCCCAUGACCAACACUUUUGUACAAGCUACACAUCUUCUCUGGAAUCUUUGUGAGUGCAGUGAAGAAGCUUUGAGUGUAUUUAACCAAGAGGGUUUGGUUCACAUUCUUCUUCGUCAUCUAGAUCCGUCUUCCUGGGGUUAUACUUUGGCUUUAGCUGUUGCAGAAUGCCUUCUUUGUGUGUCAGAAAACAAUCCUAAAGCAAUUUCUGCAGUUAUUCACUCAGCAGACUCCCUGAUAUCUUUUGUCUCUCGUCCAGCAGAAUCGACCGUUGAUCUGCAAUUUGCCACUACAGUUGCAGGUCUCCUUUUGAAUAUCGAAUACUGCACAACUAGCGGGAACAACUUCCAACAUGUAUUAAGACUUUUAUCAACAGUCCUUGAAACUGAUAUUCUGCAAUUGAUUAUACAAUAUAUGGGCGUUGCCAAGGGCACUACGCCCUCCACAUCUCUACAAGACCUGGAACGCCUCAUCGUAGCACAACAGUUAGCAUUAGAAAUUCUGUCCAAUAUAUGCUGUCCAGAAG